AUGGCCGGUGCUCGCAGCCGCUGCUCCCGCCGAGAAGAACCGUCCGGGGAGACCGGGCACUCGGCGGGGUCGCUGCGGGAUCUGCCUCGAUGGAUCAAGGUGUACUUGUACGGGAUGCACGGCGUGUCCCUGGACGUGCUGCUGUCCUCGCUGCAGGGGGUCUCGGACCACCGCGACCCCAAGCUGCUGGGCUUCUCCUCCCCGUACCUGUGCCUCGUGCACGCGCUGAACCACUUCUUGCUGGAGAAGGUGUACGCGCAGAAGAGCAGCUUCGGGGGUCGGCCCGCGGUGUUUCACCUGGUUUUCUAUCCCUCCAUCUACAUUGGGCUGCAGCUGCUCAUCGGCAGCUUGAGCACGCUGCCCGAGCAGGUGAGGGUGGUGUCCGGGUCCCAGCUGGUAGUGCACUACCUCCUGGCUCUCUACUUCACCCAGGUGUUCCACAGAUGGGUGUCCAGGCUGCGGUACAGCUCCUCGGGCACCCCUGACCUCCGGAGCCCGGGGGACAGGGGGGACAAGCGCCCGCAUGCGCCCGAGGGUCUCCCCGGCUUGGUGCGAUUCCUCUUCUUCGGGAUGCAGGGCCUUCUGGACGAGGUGAUCUUCACCGCCAUCUUCCACCUGGUGGAGAAGUCGGACCGAAGCCUGAGCGGCCACACGUCCCCGUGGUCCUUCCUGAUGUACGGCAGCUGCAGCUUCGUAGUGGAGAAGCUCUACCUGCACCUGCGCUUCCGCCGGGGCUGGAGGACGUGGCAGCGGCUCCCCAUCUACGUCUGCUUCAUCUACACCUGGGAGUUCUGCUGGGGCCUGUUCCUCAGGCAGUUUAACGCCUGCUCCUGGGAUUACUCCCACUACCCCUACAACGUCAUGGGGCUCAUCACCCUGCUGUACCUGCCCGGCUGGGUCGGCCUCAGCCUGUAUCAGGACGUCCUGUCCAAUGUACUGAUGAGGAUCAAAGUGUGCCCCAAAGAUGGGAAUGACUUGGGCGAGGAGAGCAAAGAGGUCAACGGAGAGCUGGACUCCAAGAAUAAAUAA
Molecule: messenger RNA, 1029 nt
Organism: Limanda limanda (common dab)
Lineage: Eukaryota; Metazoa; Chordata; Actinopteri; Pleuronectiformes; Pleuronectidae
Gene: tmem229a
Product: transmembrane protein 229A
Exons: 1
Coding region: 1-1029 (342 amino acids)
Source: RefSeq, a predicted model, not a curated record